Molecule: messenger RNA, 2337 nt
Organism: Cynoglossus semilaevis (tongue sole)
Lineage: Eukaryota; Metazoa; Chordata; Actinopteri; Pleuronectiformes; Cynoglossidae
Gene: dnaja1
Product: DnaJ heat shock protein family (Hsp40) member A1
Biological process (GO): protein folding; response to heat
Molecular function (GO): Hsp70 protein binding; ATP binding
Source: RefSeq, a predicted model, not a curated record
AUGGUCAAGGAAACAGGUUUCUACGAUGCACUGGGUGUAAAACCUAAUGCAACACCUGAUGAGCUUAAGAGAGCGUAUCGGAAAUUAGCCCUGAAAUAUCACCCAGACAAGAAUCCUGCGGGAGAGAAGUUCAAGGAGAUCUCACAGGCUUAUGAAGUGUUGUCAGAUCCCAAGAAAAGAGAGGUGUAUGACCGUGGAGGUGAGAAGGCUAUAAAAGAGGGAGGAACUGGCGGUGGCGGCAGCGGUGGAGGCUUUGCAUCACCCAUGGACCUUUUCGACUUAUUUUUUGGCGGAGGAAGUCGUAUGCAAAGAGAGCGAAAAGGGAAGAAUAUUGUAAAUCAGAUUACAGUGAAACUGGAAGACCUUUAUAACGGAGCUACAAGGAAACUAAAUGUCCAGAAGAAUGCUCUCUGUGAGAGAUGUGAAGGUCGAGGGAGUCGAAAAGGUGCAGCUCAGAUGUGCAUGUCUUGCCAUGGCACGGGGAUGCAGGUCCGCAUGCACCAGUUAUUACCAGGUAUGGUCCAACAGGUGUCCACAGUGUGUGUCAGCUGCCAAGGCCAAGGACAGAGAAUCAGCCAGAAGGAUCGCUGCAAAUCAUGCGGAGGCAGAAAGAUCAUGCGACAGAAGAAGAUCUUGGAGGUGCACAUUGACAAAGGAAUGAGAGACGGGCAGAAGAUAGUAAUGAAUGGGGAAGGGGAUCAGGAGCCUGGCCUUGAGCCAGGUGACUUUAUCAUCGUCCUGGACCAACAAGAACAUCCCCAAUUCACCAGAAAAGGAGACGACCUGAUCACGUCUGUGGAGUUGCAGCUGGUCGAAGCUCUGUGUGGUUUUAAGAAACCACUGAGGACACUGGACAACAGAACUCUCCUCAUCAUCGCACAUGCAGGAGAAUUAAUCAGGCCUGGAGACACUAAGUGUGUCAUGAAUGAAGGGAUGCCCAUGCAUCGCAGACCUUUUGACAAGGGACGGCUUAUAAUCAACUUCUCAGUGGUUUUCCCACCAGCCAACUUCCUCCCCACAAACAAGCUGAAGGAGCUGGAGCGCUACCUCCCAGACAAACUAGAGGCGGAGCAGUCAGAAAGUAUGGACGAUGACCUCUACAUCUACGCCGACCUGGAAGACUGUGAUUUUGAGAACAGAAAGAGACGCCAACAUCAGUACCACUACAUGGAUGAAGAUGAUAGUGUUCGCACUGGAGUACAGUGCCAGACGUCUUAAACAGCUUCAGGCUUGUUAUGCAUUCCACAAUGACAACUUAUCAUCUCUGAAGCAAAGCACCUUCGAAAAUAAUCGUUGCACAUUUUGUUUCCUUUAUUAUUUUUUCGUCAUAACUGAUUUUUUUUCCUUUACCUUAAAGCCAACCUGACUCAACAAACUGUUGUGAGUAAUUAAAGCAACUUUAAAAAUAAACUAGGUUGGAGGACGAGUCCGAGUUCUUCUCGUCUCUUUAAUUAUUUUUCCAAACACUGUGAAAGAGGAAACCUGAGAAAAUACUAAACUGCCAACUCUUAAUGCAGUUACUGGUGGUCAAUAUUAACCUGAAGACAACGUAUUUAUGGUCUUCAUUAUUAAAAUGAUUCACUGGGGACACAUUCUGUCCAUUUUUUUCAUGCGAAGACAACGUCAUACCCUUUCAAAAGAGUUGAUUCUAUAGGGUCAUUUUAACGUUGUGACGGGAUGAAGCUCAUGAUUCUGAAAGGAAAAUGUAAGGAUUUUAUGUUGCUAAUCUGUAGAUUUCUCAAACUAAUAUUUAAGUUUUAAUAAGGAUAUUUUUUAAAGUUUUGAGCCACCCAUACAUGUCUGUUGAAGAUCAUUUACGAGAAAAAAUUUCAACUUUAUGUAUGCUUGGUGGUAUGUUUUUGGUUUUUGUUUAUGUUUGCCAAGUCACAUAUGAGUACAUGUGAAAAUAUAAUGAACUGCUGUUUAAUCGGUAAGAAAUCAAUGUUCACUUACUUUUCUGGUCCUGUCCUAAAAGGAACUCUGACAUUUAAAGAAAAACUAUUAAUGUGUAUAAGAUUUUGCCUUUCUGCUCAAUUCUUAGAGUGACUUACUUCAUUCUGUACCUUCAAGUUUCGGUACCACAGUGAAAUCAAAGUCAGCACACCUGAUACCUCACUGAAGUGUCUGCCUGUUCAAAAGCCUUACAAAAUCUUGACUCUGCGUGUUUUGGACAUUGUAAACCAACCAUCUUUACUAACACCUGAUUUCUUCUGAUUGUCCAGUGCAAAAUGUCAAGUGUUGUCCAGUACAAUGAUGUGCAUGUCAGGGCCAAUGUUUUUUUGUUUUUUUUUUAGUUUUUGUUUUCCUAAUUAAACCCCCUUUUGAUGUUGUUUUUAA